AUGAGGAGCUUUUGGGCUUUGCCUGCUCUUCUGCGAGUGGCAGUCGCUGCUCAGAACUCGUUCAGCGUGCAGGACGACGUUCUUGCUUUCCCUCAGUUCUCGGUCGACUUCCCAGAAGGCCAUGUUUCUAACCUGCAGGCUCAGGAGAAACUUGACUCUAACCACCCUGCUCGCUCCCACUCGGACACAAAUCCACUCGAAUCCGACAAGCCACAAUACGACUAUGAGGAGCUCGUUCUCGCAGACCAGCAUUACCUGUGCCAAAUACCACGCAUAGUCGAUCAAACCCCCUCGUCACAGCCCAAUGAGACGCUUUCCAAGCAAGACCAUGAGAAAGAGUUGGCUCGCGCAAACACCCGGGGCUGGCAGUUGUUGAAAGGCAUGCAGGGCAACUGCAUCUACUACUGGAGUGGGUGGUGGAGCUACAGAUAUUGCUACGGUCAGGGUGUCAAGCAGUUCCACCAGCUGCCUCCCUCUCAAGGCGUUCCUGCCUACCCUCCAGUCGAAGAUCCCGCUGUUCCCGGUUUCAUGCUUGGCGCUGUCCAAGAACAACCGCCCCAUGAUGGUCAAGAGAAGCUCUCGGACGAGAAGGCUGUCGGCAAGCUCGAGACCCGCGGAGAGAGCAGAUAUCUCGUACAACGUAUCGCCGGCGGUACCCUCUGCGACUUGACGGGCAAGGAGAGACGUAUCGAGGUCCAAUUCCAUUGCAACCCAGCCACUGCCGAUCGCAUAUCGGGCAUCAAAGAGGUCGCGACCUGCGCAUAUCUUAUGAUCAUCCAGACUCCGCGCCUCUGCAACGACGUCGCCUUUCAGCCUCCUCAGAAAGACCGCGCAAACAAGAUCGCCUGCUCGCCUAUUCUCGACCAAGACCAAGUUCCCGAGUACGAAGCUGCCGUUGCCGCUGCUUCCGAUAUCCUUGCCGCCGAUGUUCCCAAUCCUUUGGCCGACUCGCAGCCCAAAGCUCCUAUCACCAUCGGCGGCAUUACCAUUGGUGCUCACAAGUGGGUUCCUGAGGGCAGCAGGAUUGAGAAAUCGGCAAUCCUGGGAGGCGGUAAGGACAAGUACAUCGAGACCAUUGCUGAUAGCUUUGGCAAAGCCAUGUCUGCAGACGAGCUCAAAAGGCUCGGACUCGGUGAUGCAAAGAGUGUCGAGACGCUGAAGAAGGAACUAGAGAAGAUUGCAGGUGGCGGAGGCUGGGAACUCAAAGUCUUCGACACCCCCGAAGGACGCGAGUACAGAGGUGUUUUGUUAGAUGGUGAAGAGCCAGACUCGGCCAAGAAAGAAGCCAUUGAGGGGACCGACACGAAAAAGGCCGAAUCCAAGCCCAGCAAGGACGCCCCGGCCGAUGACGACCAGAAGAAGCCUGAGGGCUCCGAAGAGACAUACAAAGACGAGCUGUGA
This is a messenger RNA of Aureobasidium namibiae CBS 147.97, 1401 nucleotides long. RefSeq lists its product as uncharacterized. The transcript is spliced from 2 exons. NCBI's taxonomy places the organism in Eukaryota, Fungi, Ascomycota, Dothideomycetes, Dothideales, Saccotheciaceae. Gene Ontology annotation, biological process: endoplasmic reticulum unfolded protein response; retrograde protein transport, ER to cytosol. The record is from RefSeq and is a predicted model, not a curated record. Gene Ontology annotation, cellular component: endoplasmic reticulum lumen. Bases 1 to 1401 code for a protein of 466 amino acids.